Messenger RNA from Chionomys nivalis (European snow vole), 10385 nucleotides. It is a transcript of the gene Cntnap2, whose product is annotated as contactin associated protein 2. The transcript is spliced from 24 exons. Lineage: Eukaryota; Metazoa; Chordata; Mammalia; Rodentia; Cricetidae. The record is from RefSeq and is a predicted model, not a curated record. Bases 713 to 4708 code for a protein of 1331 amino acids.
ACAAGAAGGGAAGAGGGGGAAGGCUUCCCUUUGCCAGGCUCGCCCGGGUCUGCAGGCGCUGCUAGAAGCAGCGGCGUCUCCAGCUCCUGGCUACUGUUGCCGCUGCUGCUGUGUUCUACAGCUAGAGAUGCUUCUCAGUGCCGCGCCGCGCUGAGGCCAAGCCAGCACCCGGGGCUGUGCUCCACUCCGCAUAUCCUUGAUCUCAGCCUGGGAACUGACAGCCUACUGGAAACCCCUCUGAGUCGCGCUGCACAGUGGCCACCCUAGCCCUCGCCCGCAGUGGCAACAGCGGCAUCGCUGGACACAUAGCUCUCCGGUUCUCUCCUGCAGGCUCAGUGCUCUCCAGAUUUCCCCAACGCGUCCUUUGGUGAUUUUUUUUUUUUCCCCAGAGAGGAGGGCGGGGUAGGUGUCAGUCUCCUCCUCUCUCUCACCCCUCCUAUUUCUUCUCGGUUUGAAUUUCUUCCCCUGGCAUUUCACUGGCUCUCAGAGCAAGAGACCAGACCCACAGAGAGGGGAAAGCAAGGCUGCGCCUCCCCUGCUGCUGCCAUCCAGAACUGGAACUGGAGAGGGUGAGGGGAGAGGAAACGAAGCAGGAGGAGCUUGGCUUCCUCUUGCAUCUGAGGACAGACCAGCUCCUUUCAGGAACCCCACGGAGAAGCGGACUGCAUCUCCGCAGCGAGCUUUUGGAGUACUGCUGGCCCGGAGGCGAAGGAUGGUGGUGUCCCUGAGAGCAGGCUGCAGGGCAGCGCUCUUGCUCUGGAUUCUCAGCAGCUUCAUCUGCAGAGCCUGGAUGGCUCCCUCCACGUUUCAAAAGUGUGAUGAACCACUCAUCUCUGGGCUUUCCCACAUGUUCUUCAGCAGCUCCUCCUCCCUGUCCAAUAGCUAUUCGCCUGGCUAUGCCAAGAUCAACAAACGAGGAGGUGCUGGGGGAUGGUCACCAUCAGACAGUGACCACUAUCAAUGGCUUCAGGUUGAUUUUGGCAAUCGGAAGCAGAUCAGUGCCAUUGCAACCCAAGGAAGGUAUAGCAGUUCUGAUUGGGUGACACAGUAUCGGAUGCUCUACAGUGACACUGGGAGAAACUGGAAGCCCUAUCAUCAAGAUGGGAAUAUCUGGGCUUUUCCUGGAAACGUCAAUUCUGACAGUGUGGUCCGACAUGACCUGCAGCAUGCCAUUGUUGCCCGGUAUGUCCGCAUCGUGCCCCUGGACUGGAAUGGAGAAGGCCACAUAGGACUGCGAGCAGAAGUCUACGGCUGCUCUUACUGGGCUGAUGUUAUCAACUUUGAUGGCCAUGUUGUGUUACCGUACCGCUUCAGAAACAAGAAGAUGAAAACACUCAAAGAUGUCAUUGCUUUGAAAUUCAAGACCUCGGAAAGUGAAGGAGUACUCCUGCAUGGUGAAGGGCAGCAAGGGGAUUACAUAACGUUGGAACUGAAAAAAGCCAAGCUGGUCCUCAGUUUAAAUCUAGGAAGCAACCAGCUUGGCCCCAUCUAUGGCCACACAUCCGUGACAUCAGGGAGCCUACUGGAUGAUCACCACUGGCACUCUGUACUCAUUGAGCGCCAGGGACGGAGUAUUAACCUGACAUUGGACAGGAGCAUGCAGCAUUUCCGCACCAAUGGAGAAUUUGACUACCUGGACUUGGACUAUGAGAUAACGUUUGGAGGCAUACCUUUCUCUGGAAAGCCAAGUUCCAAUAAUCGGAAGAAUUUUAAGGGUUGCAUGGAAAGCGUUAACUACAAUGGCGUCAACAUCACUGAUCUUGCACGGAGGAAGAAAUUAGAGCCAUCAAAUGUGGGGAAUCUGAGUUUCUCUUGUGUGGAACCCUACACUGUACCAGUCUUCUUCAAUGCUACAAGCUACCUGGAGGUGCCUGGCAGACUUAAUCAGGACCUGUUCUCGGUCAGUUUCCAGUUCAGGACUUGGAACCCCAGUGGUCUCCUGCUCUUCAGUCAAUUUGCAGAUAACUUAGGUAAUGUGGAGAUUGACCUUGUGGAGAGCAAAGUGAGCGUCCACAUCAACACCACACAGAGCAAGACAAGCCAAAUCGACAUCUCCUCAGGCUCUGGGCUGAAUGAUGGGCAGUGGCAUGAGGUUCGCUUCCUGGCCAAGGAAAACUUUGCAGUUCUCACCAUUGAUGGGGACGAAGCAUCGGCAGUUCGCACCAACAGUCCUCUGCAAGUGAAGACUGGCGAGAAGUACUUCUUGGGAGGAUUUUUGAAUCACAUGAACAAUGCCAGUCACUCUGUCCUUCAACCAUCAUUCCAAGGAUGCAUGCAGCUCAUCCAGAUAGAUGAUCAGCUUGUAGAUUUGAAUGAAGUGGCACAGAGGAAGCCAGGAAGCUUUGCAAAUGUCACCAUUGACAUGUGUGCCAUCAUAGACAGAUGUGUGCCCAAUCACUGUGAGCAUGGUGGGAAGUGCUCGCAAACAUGGGACAGCUUCAAAUGCACUUGUGAUGAGACAGGAUACAGCGGGGCCACCUGCCACAACUCCAUCUACGAACCCUCCUGUGAAGCAUACAAACACCUUGGCCAGACGUCGAAUUACUACUGGAUAGAUCCCGAUGGCAGCGGACCUCUGGGGCCUCUGAAGGUUUAUUGCAACAUGACAGAGGACAAGGUGUGGACCAUAGUGUCUCACGACUUACAGAUGCAGACGACAGUGGUAGGCUACAGCCCAGAAAAGUAUUCAGUGACACAGCUCAUCUACAGUGCCUCCAUGGACCAGAUCAGUGCCAUCACCAGCAGCGCUGAAUACUGCGAACAGUAUGUCUCCUACUUCUGCAGGAUGUCCAGGUUGUUGAACACCCCAGAUGGAAGUCCUUACACGUGGUGGGUUGGCAAAGCCAACGAGAAGCACUACUACUGGGGCGGCUCAGAGCCUGGAAUUCAGAAGUGUGCCUGCGGCAUCGAGCGCAACUGCACAGACCCCAAGUACUACUGCAACUGUGAUGCGGACUACAAGCAGUGGAGGAAGGAUGCUGGCUUCUUAUCCUACAAAGAUCACCUGCCAGUAAGCCAGGUGGUGGUUGGAGAUACUGACCGACAAGGCUCAGAAGCCAAGCUGAGCGUGGGUCCUCUGCGCUGCCAAGGAGACAGAAAUUAUUGGAACGCUGCCUCCUUCCCAAAUCCUUCAUCCUACCUGCACUUCUCUACCUUCCAAGGAGAAACCAGUGCUGACAUUUCUUUCUACUUCAAGACGUUAAUCCCUCGAGGAGUGUUUCUGGAAAAUCUGGGGAACACAGACUUCAUCAAACUGGAGCUGAAGUCUGCCACAGAAGUGUCCUUUUCAUUUGAUGUUGGAAACGGGCCAGUGGAGAUUGUGGUGAGGUCGCCUUCCCCUCUCAAUGAUGACCAGUGGCAUCGGGUCACUGCAGAGAGGAAUGUCAAGCAAGCCAGUCUCCAGGUGGAUCGCCUGCCCCAGCAGAUCCGAAAGGCCCCAACAGAAGGUCACACCCGCCUGGAACUCUACAGCCAGCUGUUUGUUGGUGGUGCCGGCGGCCAGCAGGGUUUCCUGGGCUGCAUUCGCUCCUUAAGGAUGAAUGGAGUGACCCUUGACUUGGAAGAAAGGGCAAAGGUCACAUCCGGAUUCAAAUCUGGAUGCUCAGGCCACUGCACCAGCUACGGGGCCAACUGUGAAAAUGGGGGCAAAUGCAUCGAGAAAUACCACGGCUAUUCCUGUGACUGCUCUAACACAGCCUACGACGGGACAUUCUGCAACAAAGAUGUUGGUGCCUUUUUUGAAGAGGGCAUGUGGCUGCGUUAUAACUUCCAGGCACCGGUGGUCACUGCAAGAGACUCAGGCGGUAGGGCUGAGAAUUCUGCAGAGCAGCAGCCCUCAUCUCCAGACCUGGCCCAGGAGCAGAUCUACUUCAGCUUCAGCACCACCAAGGCUCCCUGCAUCCUUCUCUACGUCAGCUCCCUCACCACUGACUUCUUAGCUGUGCUGGUCAAGCCCACAGGAAACUUGCAGAUCCGGUACAACCUGGGAGGAACCAAAGAGCCGUACAAUAUCGACGUGGACCACAGGAGCAUAGCCAAUGGACAACCCCACAGUGUCAACAUCACCCGGCACGAGAAGACCAUAAUCCUCAAGCUCGACCACUAUCCCUCCAAGAGUUACCAUCUGCCCAGCUCCUCGGACACGCUCUUCAAUUCUCCCAAGUCGCUCUUCCUUGGAAAAGUUAUAGAAACGGGGAAAAUCGACCAAGAAAUUCACAAGUACAACACCCCAGGCUUCACAGGCUGCCUGUCCAGAGUCCAGUUCAACCACAUCGCCCCCCUCAAAGCAGCCUUGAGACAGACAAACACCUCAGCCCACGUGCACAUUCAGGGCGAGCUGGUGGAGUCCAACUGUGGGGCCUCCCCACUGACACUGUCCCCCAUGUCUUCGGCCACUGACCCUUGGCACCUCGAUCACUUGGAUUCAGCCAGUGCUGAUUUCCCAUACAACCCAGGACAAGGCCAAGCUAUAAGAAACGGAGUCAACAGGAACUCAGCUAUCAUCGGAGGGGUCAUCGCUGUGGUGAUUUUCACCAUCCUCUGCACCCUGGUCUUCCUCAUCCGGUACAUGUUCCGUCACAAGGGCACCUACCACACCAACGAGGCCAAGGGAGCUGAGUCAGCCGAGAGCGCAGAUGCUGCCAUCAUGAACAACGACCCCAACUUCACAGAGACCAUUGAUGAGAGCAAAAAAGAGUGGCUCAUUUGAGGGGUGGCUUUUCAGCCACGGGCUAGGGAGGGGGUUAAGGGAGGAGGGAGAGGGACAAGAGCACCCUGUGUCACACCCCUGAGCACACGCUUACAGUAUCAGCACAAGCUGGGGAAGGCAAGCAACCCAAUAUUCUUAAGACUGAUGGCCACACAAAAAUAUACUUUUUAAUAUUUCUUUAUAGCUGAGUUCCCCCUUCUGUAUUAAAAGAAAAUAAUACAAAAAUGCUUUUAGAGUUUAAGCAACAGUUGGAAUUUGUAGGUAAUAUCUGUCUUAUUUUGUGUGUGUUUAGAGGUGUUCUAAAAUCCCGUGGUAACAGGGCAAGUUUUCUACAUUUUUAAGAGCCCUUAGAAUGUGGGUAUUUUUUCCUCAAGAAAAACUGAUACGCAUCCAUACAGCUUAUGACAUUCUCUUCCUUUUGCAUCUAGUCGACUUUUAAUGGGCUGUUGUAGCUAUUAGUUUGUGUCCAGAUAAUAUUUCUUUUGGUGUCCCAUAAAACGGAAAUGAGAAAGAAAAAAUGGGCAAAGAGCCUAUUUGCCAGUCUUCAAAGACACCUCGAUCUAGGCCAGUUUUCUGAUGGCCCCUGUCUGUCAUUAGCUGGUGAAGGAAGAGGAAGCAGCUCCUGUCCUGCAACAAUGUAACCAACACAAGUGGAGACAAGCAUCCAAGAAUCUGGCAAAGAAAGGCAUACUGGGUUUAUUGCUUCUGUUUUCCAUUGACUUCUACAUAAUAAUGUCCCAUGGAUGUAGUCUUAGGCCUCUUUAAUGUCUGUAACUAUCAGCUAUAAACCAUGGUGAGCAACUGUUACAGGACUUCUCUGUUUUAACUUUAACUUAUCGGACUGUAUGUGUAUACACGCCUCAAUGGGGAAUUAGAGCCAGAGGGAAUGUCUUCUUUGCUCUGUUUCUUUUAUAUUUAUAAGGAAAAUAUGGACACUUUCUAGUGAAUGCAUAAAUUAGUGUGCUUUUUUUUUCGCUCUAAACUUCAAGUUUUUACACCGCUGUGAUAAAAUCCUAGCAGAUAGCACCCUCUUGAUUGCACAAUACAAUAAAGCCAAGUUACAACAGCUGUUACUCUGGAAUCAUGUGGGAAACACUGCCAUACCUCAAACCAACUCCACCGCAGAAACCUGUCAUGAGACAGAGCUCUGUGACAGACACAUCAGAGUGUACAGUCGCCACCAACCUGACCAUCAAUCACACUUCUCUUUAAAAGACUCCGGUUGUCUAGUAGAUUACAUAUCUUAGGGCUAUCAGGAAUUUUGAGCCAUUUGCUCCAAAAAUAACACUUGAUUUUAUGUUUUUUUUUAAAAAAAGUAGAUUUUGUGUAAGAAAUCGGGAGCGAUUCUUCCUAUUAGAGCACCCAAAAAUAAUUUAAUUAAAUAAUUUUUUAAUUAUACAAAAGUUUCUUGAAUGACUACCAUUUAUAAUUGUAAUAUGUAGGCCCUCUUAUACUUUAAAACCUCUUUUUAAAAAUUUUAUAGGCUCCAACAUUUGAGGAAUUAAACGUGAUGAUUCUUCAUUUCUGCUCUUAGAAGGGCAGAGAGCUUAAAGUGGUAUAGACGCCGCUUCUCUGAUGGUCUGUCUCAGUGAGGUGCUAGUUCCAGUAGUUGGGAUUUUAUGCACACACUUUCAAGGUUCUCCGAAAACUCAAAUUAUUGGAGGAUCUAAAUUUCUUAAGUAAUGGUAAACCUUAUCCCGAGCUGCUUAUUGCUCCAACUUACAAUGCACUCCUAAAGGAGGUAAGGGGUGGGCCCACUCCCCUUCAGUCACAGAAACAGAAUAUAAAGGAAUCCUGAGACCUCUUUCAAUUGCAGGCAGACCUCAGAAAGGCCCACGUACACUCUUACUUGUCAAGUCUUGCAAAUUCUUUCAUAAAGCAUUAAAUGGUUUUGUUUAAUAGGACAAAAUGCCAGAACAAUGUUAACAAUUACAUUUGAGAGCCAAGUUCAUUUUAUUUCACCAAGAUACCUGACCAUGAAGCAUUGUUUUUCAUAUUUUCAAAUUGAAAAGGCAAAUGUUUACCAUUAUGACUUAGAAGUGUUUCUGAUUUUAUUUUUUUAGAACUUAUUUUACAGGUAUUACUUUUGUACUUAACAAAUGAUGCCAGGUGGAAAGUUUUUCUUUCUGACAUUCCCCAAGAUAAUUGUGUUCAUUUUGUAUUAGCUCAGCACUUUCCUUCCCCAAAUGAUUAGCAAGCAAAACCAUCGGGACAGUCCCCAGUAUUAGAGUGUCCUCAUCUGGCCCUUCUCUUCACUGUUUCCUUCCCUUGCUCCCACCACAGAAAGCAAACACUAGGGUCCAACCUGUCUCACAUAUCAGCACAGCUGGGGUUCUGAAUGACACUGUCCUCAUUUAAGACACAAGGAGAGAGCCGACACAGUCUCUCCUAAGGCAGUUACAAUACACCUGGCAGACAGGAACCAGAGGCGGGUGAAGCAGCAAGUCACUAAAUUAGUUACUAAGUGAGUCCUGAAGUCUUGACCUCUUCUUGGAAUUAUGUCCUUAAUCCAAAUCCCCACAUCUAUGCAUGGCAGACAUAGCCAGUGUGUUCUGAAUGGUAAAUAAUUUCUCGUCUGAAGAAAAAGAAGUGAUUCUCUGUUCUAGUUCCCUCCCUUGACAGUUUGGCAUGAGACUGCUUCAAGUCAUGCUAUAACCCGAAUUUUGCCUAACCCCACUACCAACCAUCUGGACAUUUUAUAGUCAAUACAUCAUCAACCAAGCACAGACCAGUGGAAGCUCCUUUAAGCAAUAAGACUAUAUAAACCAAACAAAACCCAAACACUGUGCCAAAGGACUAAGACACACUGGUACAAGCCUGAAAUCCCAGCAUGGAGAGACCAAGGUAGGAGGAUAAUGAGUUCAGGGUCAGCCUGGGCUGUAUAGCAAGUUCUGGCUAGCCUGUACUGCCUAGUGAAACCAUUCUCAAAAAAAAAAAAGUUCUAAAUAAAUGAAGCUUCAGAGAACAUUGGUGACUGGAGGGUUGUGCGUGCAUGAACUGCCUUUGCAUCUAAAUCAAAUAUCUGUGUUUUUCAAGAAGCUAAGAAAGACGCUGACUGAAUGCAAAAUCAGUGGCAUUCUCUACUCCCAAAAUAGCAUAUUCUCUGGGGCACAGAGACACUAAUUCAGGACAUCAAAAAUUUCAUGGUUGAAUUUUCCCUGGGCCUUCUUAAUAUGUAAGAAUGCAUUUCCUCAUUCUUAUCUACCAACAGUUUAAAAAUAGGAAGGCUUGUGAAUUGUUUUAACUGAAGAUCUGGGAACAAGAGUUAAGAAGACUUUUGUUAGAAAUUUCCCUACUGAUCAGCAUCAGAAGAGAAAGAACUCCUCCCCAAAGGAGCAGGAAUUCAAAGGUAACAGCAGCAGCAGCAAUAGUCCCACCAUGACCAGUGAGUAGAUCCUAACCCUGUUGUUGCACAUGGCAGGAGAGCACCAGGUACUCCUGUAAGCCUGGCCAGACAACAGCCUUGUACAGCAGAAAGUACUGCUGGGAGAAGCCAACAGGCACUGCUCCAACCACACCAGGGUUCAGGGAGUGAGAAGAUACACUAACUUCUUCAAUUCCAGCCAAUGGGUCUGGCUCCCACCUCACCAGGGUUCAGGGAGUGAGAAGAUACACUAACUGUUCUCUGUGUUUGCUCCACUUGUUACUGUUUUCUCCUCUCCUUGCUGUGCCCUUUCUUAAGGAGAGAAUCUCCUUUUACAUCUCAUACUUCUAAACAAUGCCUGAUUUGAACUCUUUUUCCCCCUUUUGCUAUGCUGUCAAGCACCUUUUUAAAAAAAGUUUAGCUAGCAGUUUUGUAUGGCAAGUGCUUUUACCUGCAGAGUCAUCUUGACAGUCUGAGAUUCUUUUUGCUUGUUCUUUUGGAUAUAGCGUCUCAUGUUGCCCACCCAGGCUUUGAACUCAUUAUGUAGCUGGGACUGGCUUUAAGUUUCUGAUGUCUUGGCUAUAAAUUCUGGAUUAUAGGUGUAUGUUGCUAUGCCUGGAUACAUUUUGAGAUCUACGAGCUGACUCUCAGGGGUCCCACUCACUAAAACAUCAUCUAAAAAAGAUGCCCUUGCUUUUAGCCAAAAAUUAGUGAGAUGCAUGGUUGCUGUUCCUCAAGUCAGGGUUGAGUGGCUCACCAGGAAGAACACUUUGGAAACUAUUUUUUUGUUGUUGUUGUUUUUUGUUUUUUUGAAACAGGGUUUCUCUGUGGCUUUGGAGCCUGUCCUGGAACUAGCUCUUGUAGACCAGGCUGGUCUCGAACUCACAGAGAUCCGCCUGCCUCUGCCUCCCGAGUGCUGGGAUUAAAGGCGUGCGCCACCAUCGCCCGGCUUUCGGAAACUAUUAUUGGUUGGAUAAGUCAAACUCAGCUUAGUAAAUGUCAAACAAAACUGGCAAUCCAAGUCCAAUCCACGGAUCCUACAGUGGAAGGAAAGAACUGACUUCAUACAAGCUGUCCUCUGACCCCUACACCUACACACACUCACACACAUGAGCAUGCACGUGCGCACGCACGCACACGCACACACACACACACAGACACACACAGGCACCAUAAAUAAAAUUUAGCAAGAAUUCCCACCCUUUCUCCUUCCUAGACUUGCUAGGUGAUCCUGGCCAUACCCUUGAACUUCUGUCCAUCCUUCUCCAGUGUUUGAUGUGGAGUUGCUUUAUCCACGUCGAAAGACAAUUGUGAACAUGAUGAAUUCUCGACUAUGCAACCCUUUGAUGCCCAAAUAUAAAUUCCAAGGUCAAAGGAGCCUCAUUUGACUUGUGGGUAUAAGCUGCAUUUAAAAAGUACUAUAGAAACCAUGUAGCCAUGCACAUGCCUGGCGACUUAAGGGACAUUGCUGAAUCAUUGCUGAAUUAUGAUUCAGAAAGACCUCAGGCAGCUAGGCUGUCAACAGAGGGAAGUGGAACCCAGCGGAAACCUAGAGAAACUGGAAAUUUUAAUGUAAAUCCCUGAAUCCUCACCUGGCGGUGACCUGUGGCUCACAGUAUACAGUCUCAGGCAGCCAGUAAAUGUAGCUGGACUGGCUUACAAAUCAGCCGCACACAAAAACGGUGUGCUAUAGAGGCCCUGCACCUCUGCACUACACUCCCACUCGCGGCAAUGUCGGAAACUUUAAAGAGCAUUUCUCUCACCACAGUAUUAUUUUCCUCUCAUCUGUAAAAUCACUGUCAGUUAAACAGAGAAAUUAUGUUCAAAAGUUGAGUAAAGACUGGAAGAAGGGAAUAAAGACCGGGCCCCCCGAGUGUUCGCACGCAGCGCCCAUUCGCAAGUCUCUGGUCCAGAUGGAAAUGCGCUGUAAGAACAAGCCUGUUAAGACACUUUGUCCUGUUUCCCAGGCUCAGCUGACUUACAGUUCAUGGGGGCUGGCUUCUGAGAAGGCUGUGGCGGUGUGGCGGUUCCUCCUGAAUAGGCCAAGAAACUGUUCUCGACGCUGCCAGUUCUCAGCUUUGCUUUGUCGGGUGCUUUUCACCUUUGAAGUGAACAUGGAGACGGUGGGGAUUGGCGCCGCGGAAAGCCGGCCUAAGCAGUCUCCCCGUGAGCCAGUUAGGACUUCAUCCCUGUGGAAUGCCACCAAAUUUUACCCUCUAAAAGCAACAGCAUGUAAACUAGAAGGAAAGAAGGAAAUGAUGCAUGUAUGCCUAUUAUUCUUUUGUGAAUGUCUUUCAUUUACCUAAAGUUAUA